AUGAGCAAUGAAGAACCUCCCACAAAGAGACGGAGAUCGGAUGCUCUUGGUAGGUUGCUUGGAAAUGGUAGACAGUGUCCAGCGUCAACUUCACCUGUGAACACUCCUUUCUCGACUCCCAACCAGAGCACAAAGCUUUCAUCAUUGAGCGGAAGGGGAUCUCUGGAUGGCUGGACAACAUGCCCCUUAUGCGGCAAAUAUUCGAAAAAGAAGUAUGCCUUCGGGAAAGGAAUUGCUUCACAUCUACUGGCAAUACAUACGCCAUGGAAUCCUACAAAACUAUCCCUGAAGAUUGAACGUCGAAAGAAGGAAGAGCAAGAACGCCAAGACCGAAGAAAACAUCAGCAAAGUCAAAAAUAUGAGAAAAGUAUCGAAUCUAGCAACGGAAACCCUGGGUUUGACGGAAAUGAAGACCUGAUCACAAGAGAAUCGAACACAAAAGUACCAAAAUUGUCAGCUGCACCCCCAACGGCUCCCUGGACCCCAAAUGAUGCCGAGCGAGAGGCAUGGGAUGCCAAGGUACUGAGGAUUCUGUCUGAGCUGGAACAUCAACAUGUUCUCCUCGAUGAAAACAAGAAGACUGGUCCAAGCCAUAGUGCCAAGGAACACAAGGCCGUCCGAUCUCGAAUGUUGACGAAAACAGGAAGUCAAACCACUUGUUAUCGUGAUAGCUUGCCAGCCUUUCUGGAUGCUGCAUCCAAGGGGGAUUUAGAUGUUUUGCAACAAAUGGUGGCAGAGACCAGCAAGAGUAAAAUCCAAAAACUUUUAGAUACAAAGGAUCGACACUUGUCCACUGCUGAACACUGGGCUGCUGGAGGAGGACACUUUGAGUGUCUGGAAUACUUGAGAAUGUUGCGACGAAGACAUGCUGGAACUAAAGACAAUGAUCAAGCUGAUAGUAAGAGAAGGAGUUUGAACGGCGGCAAUGAAUCUUCUGACCAAGCUCCACCCAAGCACAAGUUGCGACGACGGGAUGGAAAGACGAGCUUGCAUUACGCAGCCCGCAAUGGACACUUGAACUGCGUCAAGUACUUGAUUGAAAAGGAGGGGUAUCAGGUGGAAGAAGCCUCGGGAGAAGGAACCCUGCCAUUACACAUGGCGUGUUUUGGUGGACAUUUACCAGUCGUCCAAUAUCUAGUGGAACAAGGUGCCGACGUCCAUGCGAGGAAUGAAUGGGGAUGCGAUGCCUUUCAAUUUGUCGGGUUGACGAUAUCCAAGCCAACUUCAAAGGAAAUGGCGAGUACAAGGGAUGAUACUGCAACAGUCACGAAUACAACAAAAAUACGAGACUUGUGCAACUACUUGAGACAUGCCUGCAAGGUCAAUCUAAUUCGUUCCCAGCAACAAGGCCACUCAAUCUUGCAUAAGGCAGCUCAAAAAGGCAACUGGCAUGUUCUGCAGUGGGUAGCAGAUGCCAAGGAAGCUGGCGGAGCUGGUCUCUCCAAGGAAGAACUGACUCAAAUAGGAGCUCCUGAUUUGGGGGGCCAUCGUCCAAGUCAUAUCUGGCGCAAAUUCCACGCUGACGAAUCGGUAGCCAUGUGGAUGGAGUCUCUUGGAUGGUAG
This is a messenger RNA of Cylindrotheca closterium, 1563 nucleotides long. Lineage: Eukaryota; Bacillariophyta; Bacillariophyceae; Bacillariales; Bacillariaceae. The record is from the annotation of a GenBank genome assembly.